Lizanozyma spartinae is the source of this 1110-nucleotide messenger RNA. RefSeq names its product Age2p (gene AGE2). Gene Ontology annotation, molecular function: GTPase activator activity; sequence-specific DNA binding. Gene Ontology annotation, cellular component: Golgi apparatus. Gene Ontology annotation, biological process: regulation of DNA-templated transcription; endoplasmic reticulum to Golgi vesicle-mediated transport; endocytosis. The record is from RefSeq and is a predicted model, not a curated record. Lineage: Eukaryota; Fungi; Ascomycota; Pichiomycetes; Serinales; Debaryomycetaceae. The coding region runs from base 1 to 1110 and encodes 369 amino acids. The transcript has a single exon.
AUGUCCCACCGUCAUCAGCAUAAGGCAACAGCUGCUAACAACGAAAAGAACCUCGCUAUACUUAAGCAACUUCUUCGAGAAACACCCAACAGAACUUGUGCUGAUUGUAAGACUUCUCAACACCCUCGUUGGGCAUCAUGGUCUCUAGGAUGCUUUAUCUGCAUUAGAUGUUCUGGAAUUCAUAGGGGAAUGGGAACUCACAUUUCCAAAGUCAAGUCAGUUGACUUAGACACUUGGAAGGAUGAUGAAGUGGAAAAUAUGAUCAGAUGGGGUAACCAAAAAAGUAACCAAUUUUGGGAAGCCAAGUUGCCCGAUGGGUAUAUUCCUGAUCUGUCCAAGAUUGAGAAUUUCAUCAAAACAAAAUAUGAUAUGAAGAAAUGGGCUGCAUCCUCCAAAUUACCUGACCCUCUGACUUUAGGGAAGGCCUCUUCUUCAAGAGGUGCGAAUCCCGGUUCUGCUAACUCAAAUAUCAACAGCUCUAAGCCUGCAUCAACCAAUUUAUUAGAUGAUGAUGAAGAGUUUGGAGACUUUUCAGCCAAUUCUUCAGGUUCUAUAACACCACAACCAACUCCAAAGAGCAAUAAUAAACCUCCUGCGCCAAAGUUAUAUUCUCAACUGACUUCUCAAAUCAAUCUGUUGCCACCUGUACCUCCCAAAGUUCAUGGUACAUCGCAACAUACAGUCUCGACUUCUGCCAUUGGGAACCUGAAUAUCGCCACACCUCCUACUCCUAGUGCUAAUAAUGGUCGUGCUGACUUAAAGAAAUCAAUCUUGUCCUUAUAUUCUUCUCCAUCAUCUUCCAAUUCAUCUUUCUUCAACAAUUCCAGCUCUAUUCCAGCGCCUAGAAAUAACUACAAUAGCUCUACUUCUACAAUUACUAACCCUGCAUUGCUUAGUAACUCAUUACAAUCAUUGAAUUUAAGCGGACAAUCGACCUUGUCUCAGAGAUCAUCUAGCCCUCAGGUACGUUCUGCUGUGACCUCUGAGACGACAAAAUCCACAAGUCAAUGGAACAACGAAUGGAGCAGCCAAUCAACAAGCACGUCCAAACCUUUAAACUCAAAUUCCACACCAAUGGAUGAUGAAUUAUUGAAGAAUGUAUGGGGUUAA